Argentina anserina (silverweed cinquefoil) is the source of this 1478-nucleotide messenger RNA. RefSeq names its product F-box/kelch-repeat protein SKIP4-like. Gene Ontology annotation, molecular function: protein binding. Lineage: Eukaryota; Viridiplantae; Streptophyta; Magnoliopsida; Rosales; Rosaceae. The record is from RefSeq and is a predicted model, not a curated record.
UCUCAGUCAGACCACCGUAUAUCUCCAUCGACCAUCAAAAAUUGCAGAAAAUUGAAAAAGUAGAAUGCAGCGCAAAGGGGCUGCCCGACUACUUUCUUCCCCGACCAAGCCAAGAGGCAACUCUGGCCCUUUGACCUACCCGACCAAUCUCUCCCACAUGUCCCUCGAGCAGCUCGAAUCUCAUCACUUUCCCUCUUUCUCCGAACCCACACCCAAACCCCUCGCUCACUUCUGCAAUUCGUCACCCAGCUCUCGUCGUCAAUUGAGGAUGAGAUUCGGUAAAGGGCUCAGAGAGCAGAACAGGUUGAAGCCGUUGUCCGAUCCAGUUCAUUCCCGAGGAGCGACGUUGCCGUCUCCAUUCUCGAAGACGACGGGAAGAGAUUAGCAGGUGAUAGAGGCUUCAGCUCUAUUCCAUAUGGUUCGUCUUUUUAUUCUCAACUCUUUCAUUACUCUAUUGGUUGAUAAUCGAGUCGAUACGAUAUGAUAUUGGAACGUCUUUGCUUGUAUAUGUUGGAUCCAAACUCAUCAAGAAGGAGUUGGAAGCUUGUUAAUGAGCUUCCGCCUCGCACCUUGAAGAGAAAAGGCAUGGGAUUUGAAGCGCUAGGAAAGAAAGUUUACUUGUUAGGUGGUUGUGGUUGGUGUGAAGAUGCUGUAGAUGAGGUCUACUGCUAUGAUGCUUCCCUGCACACCUGGAAUGAAGCUGCUCCCUUAUCUACUGCUAGGUGCUAUUUUGCCUGUGAAGUAUUAGACGAGAAAAUAUAUGCAAUUGGUGGAUUAGGUUCUAAUUCGAGUGAUCCACAUUCUUGGGACAUUUAUGAUCCUAGCAUUAAUAAGUGGAUUUUUCACUCGGAUCCAAACAUUGUCGCUGAAAUUGAGGAUCUGGCCAAGAAAAUCUACAUCCGCUGUGGCACUUCUGCUGUAUCUUCUCAUGUCUAUGCUGUUGUUUAUGAACCAUCAAGUGGUACAUGGCAGCAUGCAGAUGCUGAUAUGGUCUCUGGCUGGCGAGGUCCAGCAGUUGUAAUAGACGGAACCCUUUAUGUAUUGGAUCAGAGCUCAGGAACUAGGCUGAUGAUGUGGGACAAGGAGACUAGGGAAUGGAUUCCAGUUGGGAGGCUGUCAUCCUUGCUUACCAGACCGCCCUGUCAACUCGUAGCUAUUGGGAAGAGUAUUUAUGUUGUUGGUAAGGGGCUUAGUACAGUCAUGUUUGAUGUUGAAAAUGCAGGAAAUAUGGAAGGGGUAAUUGUGAGUUCUUCAAUACCUAAAUUGGAUUCUGAUGAUGAUGUAAUCAGCUGUAAAUGUUUGUCCAUUUGAAUUUUUGUUAUUCAUGGAGUAUUAAAACUACAACUGUAUUAACUGGAUGUAUAUUGCAUGGAUCAGUUGGAUGUAUUUGGAAAAUUGAUAAGAUUUGAAAAUUGUCAAGUGAAUCCAGAUAAAACUUAUAAGUUGCAAUACUAUAAGAACACUUUGGCUUGCACUCU